Messenger RNA from Mytilus trossulus (common blue mussel), 717 nucleotides. RefSeq names its product ATP synthase lipid-binding protein, mitochondrial-like. Gene Ontology annotation, molecular function: proton transmembrane transporter activity. NCBI's taxonomy places the organism in Eukaryota, Metazoa, Mollusca, Bivalvia, Mytilida, Mytilidae. The record is from RefSeq and is a predicted model, not a curated record. The coding region runs from base 94 to 549 and encodes 151 amino acids. Gene Ontology annotation, biological process: proton transmembrane transport; proton motive force-driven ATP synthesis. The transcript has 6 exons.
UUGUUUUACCGGAAAUUGCAAGGGUCAUGCGCACUAGUAACCUCCUCUGCCGGACGACGGAUAUUUAUUUAGGUAUACAGCCGAACAACAAACAUGUACUGUACAAAGUUGAUGACACCGGCCAGUAGAUGCAUGGUUGCAGGUCGCGUUUUAGCCAGACCUUUAAGCAGCGCAGCCGUUUCACAAAACCAGGAGGUAGCACCAAGGAGUAGUCUAUCUGCUUAUAGUGGUUUGUCUGGUCAAAGUAUUGUUCCAGUUAACUCAAAUUUUUCACCAAUCAUAAAUCAGAUUAGAAAUUUCCAGACUAGUGCAUCGAGAAAAGAUAUUGAUCAGGCUGCCAAAUAUAUUGGUGCUGGAGCUGCCACAGUAGGAGCAGCAGGAUCAGGGGCUGGAAUUGGAAAUGUAUUUGGAGCUUUGGUAGUAGGAUAUGCAAGAAACCCAUCACUCAAACAAGCAUUGUUUUCCUAUGCUAUUUUAGGAUUUGCUUUGUCUGAAGCUAUGGGACUUUUCUGUAUUAUGGUAGCCUUCAUGAUCUUGUUUGCUCUUUAAUGUAGACUUUGGCAUAAGAGUGUUUGUUGAUAUAAAAAAAAUAGAUUGAAAAAAUAUUGUUGAGUGCUAUCAGUGAUCUUUUGAUCCAAACAUCAUGUACAAAUGUACAAGGAGACCAAUUGCCACUCAGUGGAACAAGUUUUGUAAAUUAUUAAAUCUUUAAACUUA